CAACCGGAUGCCCACCAGAUGUGUGGGACUUUACUGCUUACAGAAACCUGGCAGGGGGGAUUCUGGGAGCAGUAGUUCAACACAUCUGCUUUUCUCUCUCCCAGGUGCAGCUGUGUUUUGACAGAGGGGAGACUUCCGUGGCCUUUCCUGCCUCCGGCUUCAGGAUAACCCUUUUCCGAUGGCUUCCCAGGGGAGACCCAAGGAUUCGUUCCAUUGUGUGGGGAUCAUCUUCUUCCUUCUCGGCCUUGGAACUCUCCUUCCCUGGAAUUUCUUCAUCACGGCCAUCCCGUAUUUUCAGGCCCGUCUCAUUUUGGGGAACUGCUCGGUUGGCGAGGAGGAUGGGAACUGGACGUCGGAGAGCCCUGGGCCUGCACCUCGCUGCAGCGAUGACUUCAACUUCAGCAACUGGCUGGCCCUCCUCUCCCAGCUGCCUUUGCUGCUCUUUACUCUUCUCAACUCGCUCCUCUACCAGUGCAUUCCGGACAAAGUGCGGAUCGUGGGUAGCCUGGUUGGGAUACUGGUCCUCUUCAUGCUGACGGCCAUCCUGGUCAGGGUGGAGAUGACGCCCCAGAGCUUCUUCUCCGUGACCAUGGCGAGCGUCUGGUUCAUUAACUCCUUCUGUGCCGUCCUGCAAGGGAGCCUUUUCGGGCAGCUGGGAUCGUUUCCGCAAAGCUACAGCACUCUCUUCCUGAGUGGCCAGGGGAUGGCGGGGACCUUCGCUGCUCUAGCCAUGUUGCUUUCUAUGGCCAGUGGCUUGGACUCUCAGACUUCUGCCUUAAGCUACUUUGUGACUCCCUGCGUCGGGACGCUGAUCUCAAUUGUGUGUUAUCUUUUGCUACCUCACAAGGAUUUUGCCCGUCACUACCUGGAGAAAAGAACCCCGGAAGAACCAGGCUGUGAAAUGGAGACCAAAGCUGGGCUGCUUUCUCCUGUGGACGGCCCCCAAGGAGAACUGCUACACCAGAGUAACGGCAACAUUGUGGUCCUAGAACAGGCAGGCUUGAAAUGUCCCCCGGAGAUGAUGAAUGGGAACGGAGGGGCAAACCAUGGGCCACCCAAACCGUCCGUCCUUGGAGUGCUCAAGAAAAUCUGGCAGCUGGCCCUGUGUAUCGUCAUGGUCUUCUCCGUCACCCUGUCCGUGUUUCCUGCCAUUACUGCCAGUGUUGCCAGCACAUCUGAGAACAAGACCUGGAGCGAGUUCUUCACUCCUGUCUGCUGCUUCCUUCUGUUCAACGUCAUGGAUUGGCUGGGCCGUAGCGCUACGUCCUAUUUCCUCUGGCCGGAGAAGUUUCUGCGGCUGCUCCCCGCGGUGGUGGGUCUCCGUCUGCUUCUAGUUCCUCUCCUCUUGCUGUGCAAUGUCCCUCAGCGCGCUUACCUGCCCAUGCUGUUCCGCCAGGACGCCUGGUUUGUCCUCUUCAUGGUGGUCUUCUCACUCUCCAACGGCUACUUCGUCUCCCUCACCAUGUGCCUGGCACCGAAGCAGGUCCAGCCUCAGGAGAGUGAGCUGGCUGGGGCCAUCAUGACCUUUUUCCUGGCCCUAGGUCUCUCCUGCGGGGCUGGGUUGUCCUUCGUCCUCAAGGCCUUGCUGUGAUGGACGCCACCCUGCCGCUAACAAACCGUCAGAACACCUUGAAAGCUUGUGGGGAGGGGGGGCCUGAUGGGCGGGGCUUCAUUUUGCUUCAAAUCUCCCCCCUCCCCGUGUGGCAGCUAUUAAUCUCCCGUGUAUGGGGAAGGUGGAGGGCAGGAAGGGAGAAUGAAGGGAACACUUCCGUCUAUCUCUGUGUGUGGUUUUGUGUUCGCCCGAUCGCCCUCCUCUUUUGUAUGUAUUUUAUGACCCGCUCCUGGGUUUUCCCAGCGAGAAUUCUCAAGACCCCGCUCCUCCUCGUGCAAGCGGAAGGUCCGGGCAGCUUCCUGCGUUGCAGCGCCUACCCGAAACGCACAAAAAGGAAGGCUUUGUAAGUUUCGCACACUUCGCUUCUCUCUCUCUCUCUCUCUCUCCGCUCGGCGUUCGCACACAUGACGCGCACAAUCUCUUUGGGGGGUGCCCUGCCUUCUGUAGCAGGGCACCCCCAAAUUCUCUCCUCCCUUCCUGUCCUGCCAUGAUUUGGCAGCUUCAAACUAUCCGCGAAAACCACAGGGCUAGAACCCCGCCUUCCUCGAAACGAGUUCCGCGAGACGUCAGAUUCUGCGGCAGCUUUUCUAACGCAGAACCAACGAACAAAUGAAUGUAAUUUGUUUCAGUCCCUACUGUAAAUGGGGUUUCAUGGGGCUUGAACCCACGGACGCCUGAAGUAUUUAUGUCCACCCCCUACCCUAAUGGUGGUGGUUUCAAAGGCUGGUCCGAGCAACAUAUAAAAUAUCCAGGAUUUUGGGGGGAAAACAUAGGAAGAGAGAAGAAAGGAACAGGGAGACACUUCCCCAUGCUCCAGAAAGAGGUAUAGAAUUGGUGAGAAAUGGUAGAAUGCAUCUUUAAACUAGGGUGUGAGAUUUAGUCUCUGAUGAAAUAGUUUUAUGGGGGAAAGUGGGGGUUGUGGCACAGAAAGGCAAAGUGAUGUUACUGUAUGCUACCCUCCAGAUGUGUUCUGCUGGGGGAUGACACAUCUGGAGGGUAUAAUCAUAGAAUCAUAGACUAGCAGAGUUGGAAGGGGCCUACAAGGCCAUCAAGUCCAACCCCCUGCUCAAUGCAGGAAUCCAUCCUCAGCUAGGAGGGUGCGGUUGGGGAGAGAAAGGCAUAUAAUACUCCCUAUCAGGUAUUUCCUAGCUAUUCCGAAGACUUAAGGAAAAUGACGACAAUGAGUUCUCAUGGAAACACAUCCCCGGAAUGUUCUUGGGCUGUUAAUACUACUUUGUCAAGUGCUAGACUCUGGCCAGGUAUUGCUUCAAGGUAACCCUGGUCUUUUUUCUCAGACAUCUGAUAGGAAAACGCACACAGGCCCUGUUCGGAAGACACGUUAAACCACGGCUUUAACCAUGAUAAAUAAAGCAAAAUUCACAGUGGUUAAAGCUGUGGUUAAAGGUGUCUUCUGAACAGGGCCCACACACACAUAUAUUUCAGUACAACUGAACUACAUCAGUCUUGCUAUCUACUUAAGCAAUAAUAUAAUAUACUAGCUGAUAUACCCGGUGUUCCUGGGGGCCCUCGUGCAUAUACAGCGUGAAUCUCAGCACAGAAGGGCCUUUACAUCUAUAGCUGUGUGCAUAGAGGCCAUCUCAAUGGAAAUGUUUCUCCUGUAUUAGAGGUUACUUAUGUGCACCAGGUCAGGGAAUGGGUUGUGCGGCACAGUGCGUCUAGUCUGUUGCGUUUCUCAGUAAUGGUAAUGCCUGAACCGGGCUUGAGGCUCGCUUUUAAAUAAAUAAGGGUACAAUCCUAUAUAUGUUUAAACCAAGAAAAGUCCUACGACUCCCAGCAUUCUCCAUGUUUGCUGGGGGAUGCUGGGAAUUUUAGGACUCCCCCCCCCUCCUUUGUCUAAACAUGCACAGGAUUGUGACUUUAGUGACUUAAUAUUAGCUUUAUGAAGGAUCAAAGGGCAAUAGUGCUACUAUGUUUGUUUGUUUUUUAAAAAUAGGACUAUAUAUUUUACUGUUUGUGGUAUGAGUACUUUUUUUUUUUAGACCAGGUCUUUGUGGGUGACUCUGUUUAGAUUCAAGUUUUGUUUUUAAAGAAUAUUUCUGUUGCAUGCACAGUGUGGAAUUAUUGCGGUUAUUAUGGCUAGCUGCUUAUUCCUUCGCCAA
Elgaria multicarinata webbii is the source of this 3732-nucleotide messenger RNA. It is a transcript of the gene SLC29A2, whose product is annotated as solute carrier family 29 member 2. The coding region runs from base 179 to 1591 and encodes 470 amino acids. Gene Ontology annotation, biological process: nucleoside transmembrane transport; uridine transmembrane transport; thymine transport. Lineage: Eukaryota; Metazoa; Chordata; Lepidosauria; Squamata; Anguidae. Gene Ontology annotation, molecular function: nucleoside transmembrane transporter activity. The record is from RefSeq and is a predicted model, not a curated record. Gene Ontology annotation, cellular component: plasma membrane; basolateral plasma membrane. The transcript has 12 exons.